CUGGUCUAGAGAGCUGCUUGGCUUUAUCCGAAAUCUUUGGCUCGUGCCAAACAUGUAGGAGCACCAACUACUUCCGAAUUCUAAUCUAUAUUUAUAUAAUGAAUAAAUUAAUUCUGAUUUCAGUACAACAUAGCCCACCGCAUGCGUUCAACUUGAAACCCAAAAAGCUCCACCACUAAAUACUACGUACUCUCCAUUUGGCCUGGUGUUUUUGCUUUUCCCCGUUUCGAAAGAAAAGAAAACUCAUAUCAUACCCAUAGUAAUAUUAUAAUCUUGGUCAUCCUUUUGAGCUCUUCUUUCUUUUAAUCGACAAUUGGGCAACGGUCGGAGUGUUUCUGUCAAGCAAGCUAAAGGACCGAAACAGAGAAAGAUAUUAUUUCUCGAGUUUUGAAAAUCCAAUAUGACGAACUUGGAAAAUGCUGCUACUUCUGAAAACGUUGUUGUUGAGAAUAAUGUGAAUGAAACCCCUGAAAAUAAUGUUAAUUCUGUGUUUGUGACUAAUUCUGGUGACACACCUGAAUUUGUUGCUACGGGCUCUCACAGGGUUGAUUUGACGGGAAUGCCUGAAAAAUUUUCCGGGCAUUUUUUCAAGCGUUGGCAACAACGCAUGAAAAUUUGGUUAAUCACCAAGGGAUUGCUCUCGGUAAUUAUGACGGUGUGUCCCCCCGUUGUCGAGUCUGAUCCCAAAGGUCUUGAACGCCAAACUUUAUGGCGUGAGAGGAAUGAAAUAGCCAAAGGAAUGAUAUUGUUGGGACUCUCCGACAUGUUAUUUGAUGUGUAUUGCACCCUCCACGGCACGGCUAAAGAUCUUUGGGAUGAGUUGGAUAGGAAAUAUAAUACUGAUGACCACGGUCUAGAAAAGUAUAUUGUUUCCAAAUUCUUGAGAUUCGACAUGAAAGAGGGAAAAUCUGUUUUAGAACAAACACAAGAAUUUGAGCUUAUCUUACAUUCUCUCCGUGAAGCAGAUAUGGAAUUGCCUGAAAAAUUUAAAGUCAUGGCUGUAAUUGAAAAAUUCCCCAAAUCUUGGGAAGAUUUUGGUUUGACUUUAAAACACAAAAUGAAAAAGAUAACUUGGAAAAGUUUGAUGCAUUCCAUUACUGUUGAGGAAGAACAUAAGAAAGCGGGUUAUAUUGUGCCUGUUGAAUUUCAGCCAAAGGCUCAUGUUGUAACCGGGGGAAAGCAGUCACAAAAUUCUAAAAAUAAACAACCAUCAUCUUUUAAACCAAUAAAGGCCAAAUUAAAAAUUGCAAAGAAACCAAAGGCAAACCGGCCAUGCUGGAACUGUGGACAGAUGGGGCAUUGGGCCAAAUUAUGCCCAAAUAAAAAGGUUAAGGCUCAAUCUGGUGGACCUCAAGUCAACGUGGUGACUGGAGGAACUAGUUCCGAUGGCCUGCGGUUGGAAGAACAGUGAUGAUGGGAAACACAAGUGCUGCUAGUGUGCAUGGAGUUGGAAAAGUAGAAAUAAAAUUUCCUUCGGGAAAAAUACUUACUUUGCAUGGAGUGCAUCACGUUCCCGAAAUUAGAAGGAACAUUGUUAGUGGUUCCAUUCUAGUUAGGGAGGGUUAUGAGUUAUCUUUUAAAUUUAAUAAAGUUGUAAUUUUAUUUGGUGGAAUUUUUAUUGGCAAGGGUUACUUGUCGGAUGGACUUUUUAAGAUUGUGGUUGAUUAUUUUGAAUUAAAUUAUGUAUCUGAGAAUUGUGAUUCUUCAACUUUAUGGCAUUAUCGUU
Messenger RNA from Cuscuta epithymum, 1726 nucleotides. NCBI's taxonomy places the organism in Eukaryota, Viridiplantae, Streptophyta, Magnoliopsida, Solanales, Convolvulaceae. The record is from the annotation of a GenBank genome assembly.